AUGAUACUGAGGUCUCUGCUUGAGGCUGCUCCCGACACUAUUACCCGAGUGGGCCUCACUGCUAUAUUUGAGGAUCGGGCGCAUCAUCUGGUGCCCAAGGAGUAUCGGCGUUUGGUGGCCACCCAGAGUUGGCACUGUGUGGAUGAUUAUGUGACAUGGUUUUAUUGGGUGUCACAUCCUUUGAUGACACCCGAUGCUCCCGGAGAUCCACCUAGGCCAGCACAUGAGGAGGUCUUGGAGAACCAGUUGACCGAUAAUGACCAUGCCACUGAUCUCCUGUCGAUAUGCCAGCAGAUACUGAUGCUUGGUCAGGAUGCAUUGGACAUAUGUAUCAUUGAGCAGGGUGGUCCAGAGGUAGUUGCCAUUGUGGAGAGGAUGAUCAGUGACGCGGCCGAUAGAAUCAUUCAACUUAAAAUCAUGAAGGAUGAUAUUGAAGUUUUCCCCAAUAUCAAGAAUGGUUCCACAAGUGCUGAUCCUACUAGCCUCGACGAAAGAAGAAGGGAGGACUUACUGAAAGAAAAUGGUGCUGAAUUGUUUAGGGUUACUAAGGCACAAAAUUUUCAACAAUACUCUACUGAAUUUAAUGGUGGGUAUACAGGGGUCAUAAAAAUGAGUUGGGUUAUUAUUUAUAUAGGUGAUGAGGUUGCCAAUGCUGGUGUGACUGCAAAUUUUCAUAUGGACUACUCUGCAGUCGUUAAAGAGAAGACAUUGUAUGUCAGCUCCUCCAUCCUAGCCGAGAAGAGCUCGUUCUUCUACAAGCUAUUUUCUAAUAGGAUGAAGGAGUCCAAGCAGGCGCACAUCACCGUAAGAAUCACUGCAUCUGAGGAAGCUCCAUUCAUGGAGCUUUUAAAAUUUAUGUACAAUGAUUCUCUAUACGUGACCUCACCACCUAGAUUGAUGGAUAUCUUGAUGGCGGCGGACAAGUUUGGGGUGGCGUCCUGCAUGAGAUAUUGCAUCCGAAUAUUGCUAAACAUCCCCAUUACACUAGAGGCUGCGUUGCUUUACCUAGAUCUUCCUCAUAGUGUCCUAAUGACUGAAGUUGUUUGGCCAUUGGCUAUAGCAGCAAAAAAGUAUCUGGUUGCUCGUUACAAGGAUGUCAUAAAACAUCAGGAGGAGUUGAUGAGAUUGCCACUUGCUGGGAUCAUGGCAUUACUAUCCAGCGAUGAGCUGCAGGUCGCAUCUGAGGAUGUACUAUAUGACUUUGUGCUGAUGUGGGCUCAAACCCAAUACCCUAGUCUGGAAGAGAGGAGAGAAAUUCUAAGAGAAAAGCUUAUCCCCUUCAUCCGCUUCCCAUACAUGACGUUCCGCAGGCUGAAGAUGAUCCGCAGUUGCAAUGACUUUGAAGAUGAAGUCACUUCUAAGCUAGUAUUAGAUGCCUUAUAUUUCAAGGUUGAGGGGCCACAGCAGAACCAAAUGCUAGCGGCGGAAUCGGCUUCCACUAGUCGUUUCUUCAUUGAGCGGUCAUACAAGUACCACCCUAUUAAAGUUGUGGAAUUUGAACAUCCACAACAACAAUGUGUGGUAUAUUUAGACCUAAGGCGGGAGGAGUGCUCCAACUUGUUCCCCUCUGGCCAAGUCUGUUCACGACCCUUCCAUUUAGGCGGUCAUGGGUUUUUCUUGUCAGCGCAUUGCAAUAUGGACCCGCAGAGCUCCUACCAUUGCUUCGGCUUGUGCUUUGGCAUGUAUGAGAAUGACUCUGCGAACUUUAGUGUUGACUAUGAAUUUGAUGUUCGAUCGAGGCCAACCUUAGAUUAUAUUUGCAAAUUUAAAGGAAACUUUAUAUUUACCGGGGGAAGAGAAGCAGUCGGUUUCAAGAAUUUUUUUUCCGCACCAUGGACAUCUUUCAUGGCGGAGGACAACCUCUACUUUAUUAAUGAUGUUCUCUAUCUUAAAGUAGAGAUAAUAGUGAGAAACUUGCAAGAUUAG
Vicia villosa (hairy vetch) is the source of this 1926-nucleotide messenger RNA. Its product is annotated as BTB/POZ domain-containing protein POB1-like. Gene Ontology annotation, biological process: response to red light. The transcript is spliced from 7 exons. Gene Ontology annotation, cellular component: nucleus. Gene Ontology annotation, molecular function: protein binding. The coding region runs from base 1 to 1926 and encodes 641 amino acids. The record is from RefSeq and is a predicted model, not a curated record. NCBI's taxonomy places the organism in Eukaryota, Viridiplantae, Streptophyta, Magnoliopsida, Fabales, Fabaceae.